This is a messenger RNA of Endocarpon pusillum Z07020, 957 nucleotides long. RefSeq lists its product as uncharacterized. The record is from RefSeq and is a predicted model, not a curated record. Gene Ontology annotation, biological process: regulation of transcription by RNA polymerase II. Lineage: Eukaryota; Fungi; Ascomycota; Eurotiomycetes; Verrucariales; Verrucariaceae. The coding region runs from base 1 to 957 and encodes 318 amino acids. Gene Ontology annotation, cellular component: nucleus. Gene Ontology annotation, molecular function: RNA polymerase II cis-regulatory region sequence-specific DNA binding; DNA-binding transcription factor activity, RNA polymerase II-specific. The transcript has 2 exons.
AUGUCAGCAAGGUAUUCAAGGCCGGCGUCGCGCGAGUAUUCGUACACUCGACGUGUUCAAAGACCACCAUCACCACCCAUGGAUGAUCCGAGCUCGGCAAGGUUUUCUCUGCCUUCAAUAUCUACCUUGAUCGAAGCGGCGGAUGAGGGAACAGGCAGAGAGAGGUUGCAAAUCGAUCCCAGGCUUCAAAAGGUUGUGGUUGAUCCACAGUUGUUGGCCCAGAGUCAGGAGAGGUCCCCGAUCGUGAGCAAUCCCACAAGUCCUUUGCCACCGACCCCUCCUUUACGCCCAAGGACGGGAUCUGACACCUGUCAUCAUCAGUCGCCUGCAACAAACCCAUCGCACUCCCCUGCAUCCGCCACUUCUGGCAGUGAGAGGCGAGCCCCUGCUUCCGCAAUCAAAGACGUGGAGGCGCAUUCGCGACGUCAGAUGGAUUACCCGCCCGUCCCUCAGGAUCGACCGGUACGAGUGUUGCAAGGACCGCUCUCACCAUACACUGCUUCCUCCUACGGUUCCCCCAGCAAUGGUUCCGUAUCAUCAUACCAGAGCUCCCCCAUCGAUGGCUCCAACAACCACGGUUCGGCGUAUCAACGUGCUUUGCCCUCAAACUUCCCGCCCAUGUCCUCUUACGAUGAGCCCGCUGGACAAUACAUCUCUCAUGCGACUCCUGCUUGGCAGCAUCAUCAUCACUUUCCGCACUCUGCAUCCACCCCUUAUCCGCCCAAUCAAGACAGAUAUAUCUGCGGCACGUGCAACAAAGCGUUCUCCAGGCCCAGUUCCUUGAAAAUACACACAUAUUCUCACACAGGUGAAAAACCGUGGAAGUGCCAAGUUCCAGGCUGUGGGAAGACGUUCAGCGUCAGGAGCAACAUGAAGCGGCAUGAGAAAGGCUGCCAUGGUGACGGCGGGUACCCAAACGGUAGUCUUGGUCGAGAGAGUCCAGAGAGCGCAUCCUAG